AUGCUUUCAGCCCCCUGGGUGUGCUCACGAUGCAUUCUGCGGUCUGCUCGAAUUUUAUGGAAUCAAAGGUCAUUUUACCAGCAGAGAGGUGUACAAACCGAUGGUGGCCUCUCUCCUGCUUUAUUAGUACGAGCCCGCUCUUUAGCGACUGAACAUGCGACUCUUUUGGAUAGACUGGCGACGUCGUUCGAUCCUAAGACUGCAAGGCGCGUUGGCGAACUAGGCCCGGUUGCAAAAGCAGUGGCCGAAUGGAACAAUGCUAAUAAGUCCAUAUCGGAGCUUAAGUCCAUGCUACAGGACCCAGAUGCUGAAGCGGAAUUAAGGUCUCUCGCUGUCGAGGAGUUAGAAACCACGGAGGCUACACUGACUACGGUAUCGGACGAUCUGAAGCGCGCUCUUGUUCCCCGUCAUCCUUUCGCAGACCUCCCGUGUUUGUUGGAGAUCCGACCAGGUGCAGGCGGGGAUGAAGCUAGUAUAUUCGCUUUCGAGUUACUAAAGAUGUAUACUGCAUUUUGUGUUCGCCGGGGUUUACGAUCUGCUGUGAUAAAGCGAGAACUUGGAGACGGCCGAGAAGACUGUCUGAGCGAGGCUGUAUUGGAAAUUGACGCGGGUGGGGCAUAUGAUCUGUUGAGAACCGAGUCAGGCGUACAUCGAGUUCAGAGAGUCCCAGCUACAGAGGCUAAGGGCCGCACGCAUACAAGCGCUGUUAGUGUGAUGGUUCUCCCUAGCUUCCCGGACACAGGAAUAGGGGAAGACAGCGCGCUUAAUCUCGAUGACCCCAACAGUGAUUACUAUAUAGAUCCACAGGAAGUCCGAACAGAGAAAAUGAGAGCCAGCGGCGCUGGUGGUCAGCAUGUGAAUAAGACCGAAUCAGCCAUCCGCCUCACUCACGUACCCACUGGCACCGUGGUCUCGAUGCAAGAUUCCCGGUCCCAGCAUGCAAAUCGCAAAAAGGCGUGGCAAAUACUACGAGCAAAGUUGGCUGAAGCUCGACAAGAGGCGCGAGAGCAGGAAUUAGUCGAGUUACGAAGAGGUGUGAUGGGUGGUGUAGCACGGAUGGGCCGGGGGGAUAAAGUUCGAACUUAUAAUUACGGCCAGAGCCGCUGCACAGAUCACCGAAGUGGUUUCACUGUCCAUAAUUUGGACGACGUGUUGGAGGGAGGCGAGACCCUGGAAACGGUAAUGGACAGCGUGCGGUCUUGGUUGAUUGACCGCGAAAUACUCGCAAUCACGUCUGGGGUAUAG
This is a messenger RNA of Aspergillus puulaauensis, 1245 nucleotides long. RefSeq names its product putative mitochondrial translation release factor (RF-1). Gene Ontology annotation, biological process: translational termination. NCBI's taxonomy places the organism in Eukaryota, Fungi, Ascomycota, Eurotiomycetes, Eurotiales, Aspergillaceae. The coding region runs from base 1 to 1245 and encodes 414 amino acids. The record is from RefSeq and is a predicted model, not a curated record. The transcript has 3 exons. Gene Ontology annotation, molecular function: translation release factor activity.